AUGACAAAUAACGAUGCUACCCGACCAGACGAAUCGAGUAGUUGCAGCAGCGACGACGACAUUACAGUCGAUACGGAUACGAGUUGUGACAGCGACUACAGUGGCGACGACGACGAUGACGACAAUUCAACAAGCGACGACUGCUACAGUGGGACGAGCGUCAUGUUCGCAAAGCUGGAGAAGGCGAUUGACAAAGUAGCACCGGGGACGAGUGUCAUUGUGCGACUGUUCUUUAUGAACGGACCAAGCGAGAACCGAACGCCGUCGUGGGCAACGACAAAAGGUGAGAAGGGGACAAACGACUGGAGUAACGCAUCAGAGCUAUUUAGAAAGUUGACCGUGCAUUUGCGCAAUGAAAACUGA
This is a messenger RNA of Sphaeroforma arctica JP610, 363 nucleotides long. RefSeq lists its product as hypothetical. The record is from RefSeq and is a predicted model, not a curated record. The coding region runs from base 1 to 363 and encodes 120 amino acids. The transcript is spliced from 2 exons. Lineage: Eukaryota; Ichthyosporea; Ichthyophonida.